AUGAGCUACCGCGGCAUGAACUCGAACGCUGAGAUUGUGAGCAAAUCACAGGCUCUUAUGGUCAACGUAAGCGCUGCAAAAGGUCUCCAAGGUGUACUUAAAUCCAAUCUAGGACCUCGUGGAACUCUCAAGAUGCUCGUAGGUGGAGCUGGACAAAUUAAACUCACAAAAGAUGGCAAUGUAUUGCUCCAUGAGAUGCAGAUUCAACAUCCAACAGCGGCUCUAAUCGCCCGUGCGGCUACUGCACAAGACGACGUGACGGGAGAUGGAACGACGUCCACUGUUCUAUUCAUUGGGGAGCUACUGAAGCAAGCGGAACGCUUCUUGGCUGACGGUCUACACCCGCGUGUUCUGUCGGAAGGCUUUGAGCUUGCUAAAGACGAGACGUUGCGUGUGCUGGACAGCAUCAAGAUCACACGUGAGGAUAUCCUCAAAGACCGAGAACUGCUUUGUAGUGUUGCACGCACAUCGAUGCGCACAAAACUGGACCAGAAACUUGCUGAUCAACUAACUGAGAUCAUUACGGACGCUGUGCUGACGAUCGCUGUGCCGAAUCGUCCAAUUGACCUGCACAUGAUCGAGAUCAUGCACAUGAUGCAUCAGAGCAGCAAUGACACCCGUCUCGUUAAGGGGCUGGUGCUUGACCACGGAUCACGCCACCCGGAUAUGCCUACGUCACUGGAGAAUUGCUACAUUAUGACGUGCAAUGUAUCGUUGGAAUACGAAAAGAGUGAGGUAAACUCGGGCUUCUUCUAUAACAGCGCAGACCAGCGUGAAAAGAUGGUGGAAGCCGAGCGCAAGUUCACGGACGACAAGAAGGGUAUUGAUCCUCUGUCGUUAGACAUGCUGGCAAAAGAAGGUAUUCUGGCCCUGCGUCGCGCCAAGCGUCGUAAUAUGGAACGGAUAACGCUUGCCUGUGGUGGAAUGCCCAUCAACUCGACGGAUGACAUGGACGAAUCCAUGCUGGGUUACGCUGGCAAAGUGUACGAGCAGACUUUGGGUGAGGAGCGCUACACGUUUGUAGAGGAUGUUCAGCAUCCGAAGUCUUGCACGAUCCUGAUCAAGGGUCCGAACGAGCACACAAUUGCGCAGAUCAAAGAUGCGAUCCGCGAUGGUGUUCGCGCUGUAAACAAUGCCAUUGAAGACAAGGGUGUCGUUCCGGGCGCUGCUGCCUUUGAGCUGUCUGCCCACGAGGCCCUUAACAAGUUUAAGGGCACGGUGAAGGGCCGUGCGAAGCUUGGCGUGCAGGCUUUUUCGGACGCUCUGCUCAUCAUCCCCAAGGUAUUGGCUGAGAACUCGGGUCUCGACGUGCAGGACACUCUGAUCGCUGUUCAGGAGGAGCACCAGAACUCGGGUAUGCCUGUGGGUAUCGACCUCUUCUCGGGCGAGCCGAUACUGCCGGAACAGGAAGGUAUUUGGGACAACUACCGAGUGAAACGUCAAUUCAUUCACCUCGCUACGACACUGGCUUCGCAGCUACUGCUUGUUGACGAAGUGAUGCGUGCUGGCAAGCAGAUGGGUGGGGGUGGUGGUAUGCAGCCUGAGCAGUAA
Messenger RNA from Peronospora farinosa, 1551 nucleotides. Lineage: Eukaryota; Oomycota; Peronosporomycetes; Peronosporales; Peronosporaceae. The record is from the annotation of a GenBank genome assembly.